CUCUUAUGCACCUUACAAGUCUCUUUAAUUCUUUUAAUAUAGAAGCCAAACCUUUACCCUCUUCCUCAUACCCUAUUUGAUUAGGCUAAACUAAAGAGAAGAGUUCAUCAUGGGCCAGUCACUGAUUAAAUUUUCUCAAGGAAAUGAGGAGAACAAGGAAAAUGAGAUCGAAUGUGCAAUAGAAGAAUGGUAUAACAAGGUUUUUAUUGAUACUGAACAAUGGGAAUUAGCUGAUUUCUACAGAGCAGUUUGUCAAAUUAUUGAAGAAAUUAACAAGAAGCUCAAAAGCACACAGUUUCGGACACCGGAUGCUGAGAAACUCAAGCAAGUUUAUCAAAUACACUGCAAAGAUAAAGGAAAAGCAGUAACCAAAGAAGAGUUUCAGAAAAUGCUACAAGAAGUUAUAAUUAAAACAGGAUUUACAGGUUUUGGAUCAAAAGACAUUUUUAUUUUUCUGUUUGGAGUUCCUGCAGCUGCCUUGUUUCUCAAGCAAAGGAUUGCUCCAAAAGCUGUCCCAAAUGAUGUCUUUAUUCCUAUUGUCACCUCUGCCACCGUUUACUUUCUUGCUAGGCUAAACAAAAUUUGAUAUCUUGAUGCAUUGAAAAUUAAUGUGUCACAUUUUCGAAUUUCUUUUUAUGAUUCAAACUUUUAAAAUUACCAAUUCUAGUUUAUUUUUAAAUUUUCAGAUUUAUUA
Mercurialis annua (annual mercury) is the source of this 694-nucleotide messenger RNA. RefSeq lists its product as uncharacterized. The record is from RefSeq and is a predicted model, not a curated record. The transcript is spliced from 4 exons. Lineage: Eukaryota; Viridiplantae; Streptophyta; Magnoliopsida; Malpighiales; Euphorbiaceae. The coding region runs from base 110 to 586 and encodes 158 amino acids.